AUGACUUCUCAACAAAAAGUUACUGAAGAUGCUCAUAUUCUCGGAGACUUUAGCGUUACUCCUAUUGGAGUUGGUAUCAGUACUUCCAACUACAUUGCUGAAACUCAAAAAGUCUUGAAGGAAUCCGGUUUGAAUUAUAAACUUCACGCGAGCGGAACGAACAUCGAAGGGCGCUGGGACGAUGUAGUGUCCACUAUUCGUAAAUGCGUUGAUCGUUUGCACGAGAUGGGAGUCUCGCGUGUUGACACUAACAUUCGUAUCAAUACUCGCACUGAUAAGAAACUGACCUUGGAAGACAGCAUUCGUAUCACUGGCGAGAUCAAUGAUACCGAUACGUAUCAGUAUAAUUUAGCAUCAAAUAAAAGGGAUGUUUAUCUCGCCGCUGAUCUUGUAUUGCCAGAAGUUGUUUAUCGAAUACCAAAAUAUAUCGAUACGGUGAUUAAGCAACAACUCGGUGAAGAACCAUUGAAUUGGACGGAUAAUGUUUAUGAAUGGGAAAAUUAUGAUGAGAAAGUGGGACCUAUUUGA
Molecule: messenger RNA, 528 nt
Organism: Ambispora gerdemannii
Lineage: Eukaryota; Fungi; Glomeromycota; Glomeromycetes; Archaeosporales; Ambisporaceae
Source: the annotation of a GenBank genome assembly